CCUGCUUACAAAAACUAAUAAAUCGCCGUGCAACUUUUUUAAAAAAAUAUAGUUAAAACAAAAUGAAUGGCUCAAUGCGUGCACUUCCAUUCGGAGACCUAUAUAUAAACACACGCACACACUUAUCAGUUCUCACCCAAGCCUACCCUCCUCAAAGACCAAAUCCUCCUCUCGAACAACCGCCGGAGCCAACCACCGCCGCCGCGCCACCGCGCGCCGGAGAAUAUGGAGCUCCUCGACAUGGUGCCCGCGGACGCCAUCGCGCUCCGCCUCUACUCCCUCCCGGCGGCGGCGGCGGCCGUCGGCUCGCUCUGGGCGUGGCUCGUCGCCGCCCUCGCCGCCGCCGUCGGCCUGUGGCGCAUCCGCGCCGCCGCCGGUGUCCGUAGCGCCCUCGUGGACGACGACGACUACAAGCAGCGCAAGGCGAAGCAGCCGCGCGGUGCUCUGCGGCCUGCCGGCGUCGGCGAGGCACGGCCGGCUCGCGCCGAGGCGGCGGAGUCGGAGGCGACGACGCCGACCUCCCCGAGCGAGCCGAGCACGCCUUCCAAGGUCCGGUUCACGGCGUACUACGGCGGCGAGGGGGACGGCGCCGACGAGGGAGUCGUGGACAGCGUCAGGAGAUGCGUGGACAACGACGGCGACGGCGAGGGGGAGACGCCGACGGCGCCGGUGAGGCGGACGGCGUCGGGGAGGAGGAGGUGGUCGACGACGACGACGACGACGACGGCGCCAUUCAUGGCGACGCCGUGGGAGGAGAGGGAGAUGGCCGUGAGGAGGAGGGGAGACCUGGGGUGGUACCGCCACCUCGACAUGGCGGCGCUCGACGGAAGCGUCGUCCGGCUGUGGGACGGCGAGGUCACGGCGGCGUCGCCGGGGCGGCGCGGCCGGAGGGCAUUAUCGGAAUUGCACCUCUCAUUGUAGAGACAUGGCUCAGUGUGUAUAUUGUGGUGUAGGACUAUUGGAUGGUUAUUACCAUGGUUGGUGUAUAUGACAAUUUUGCCCCUGGGCUUGUCAUACCCUAGCAGUAUGGCUGAGGGGUAAUGGCCCCUCGUAUGAGGACAUAAAUGGAAAUUUGGCAAAUGCCACUGGUUAUCCUUUGCUUCUGAAUUCCAAUUCCAAAUUUUUA
Molecule: messenger RNA, 1126 nt
Organism: Oryza sativa Japonica Group (Japanese rice)
Lineage: Eukaryota; Viridiplantae; Streptophyta; Magnoliopsida; Poales; Poaceae
Source: RefSeq, a predicted model, not a curated record